Messenger RNA from Acromyrmex echinatior (Panamanian leafcutter ant), 1867 nucleotides. RefSeq lists its product as hypothetical. The record is from RefSeq and is a predicted model, not a curated record. NCBI's taxonomy places the organism in Eukaryota, Metazoa, Arthropoda, Insecta, Hymenoptera, Formicidae.
ACACUCGUGUCGAUUUGCGUCACCAAAUGAAAAGUACUCAUACUACUGUUUACUGUCUACACGUUAACUUCAGUGUGACGCACACACGCAUACGCAUAUAAGACCGAAAAGCGCGUAGAGGUGUAGAGCGCGGUGCGCCCCUGGCGGCGGACCGUGCAAGUGAUCCUCGCGGAAAUAAUUAUCACGAUUUAUGUUAUUUGCAAAUGUGAUCCGGGGGUUUAAUUAAUUAGGCGAUGCCGAGUGGUGGCGACUGAGACGGCGACGGACGGGCUCCUGGGGACUACCCGGUUACGCCGUGAGUGGAGUAGAGCAGCAGCGGCCGCGGCACGGGAAUGGACCUGGCAGAAACUAUGAAGAACAUUGUUGCCAAAGGUAUGCAAACCGAAAUGGGUCCACCGGGUGGAGGAUCGGGUUACUCCGCGAGCAGCGCUGGUUAUGUCACAGAGAAGAUGUACAUGUUGUUACAAGCGUAUUUGCAAAAUAAAGGCUGGAAUCCUAGUAUCGAGCUACUGCAAUGCUUCUCGGAAUUUAAGGAUGCUUCUAUGAUGCCUAGCGCCGCCUAUUUACAGAUGAUGGCAUCUAGAGUUGCACUAGAUUCACAGGGAAGAUUAGUCCUUAGAGAGAAUGGCAAAAUAAUACUACCCUAUGAACACUUUGCCAAUGCCGUAAUGUUGAAACACAUGAAUGGACCACACGGCUUACACUUGGGCUUAGAAGGUACAGUCAGAGCAGUCAUGGAAUCUUACACCAUUGGAAGAGAGUGCUUCGGGAUGGAGAAAGAGUUUAUCAUAGAAGUCGUGCAAAACUGUCCCAAUCCUGCUUGUCGUUACUACAAAAAUCAGCUGGAGCUCACUCAGAAGAUGGGUCACAUGGCACCAACUUAUAUUCAAGAAAAUGAAGCGACUGCGUCUCUUCUACGUACUGGUUUUCCACAUAGCACAGAUUUCCAGAGCCUAAGCAGCGCUAAUCCGAACACACAUUUGGGAGGAGGAUCCGCGGCGGAUUUAUCGGAGAUGAGGAGUGCUGGCAACCAAAUGAAUCUUCAACGUCCCCCAAGCCGUCCGUCAUUAAAUAUUCCGCAUCGGCCUGUAUCACAAGAGAAGAAAGUGCCAUCCGGCAAGCAGCAUUAUGAAUCUCUAAUACCUAAUAUACCAAUCUCCGAUCAUAAGUUGACGGACUUUUUACGUACCAAUCUGGAUAACUUGGACAAUCUCACUUCUCUCGGUUUAGGAAACUUACAAGGAUUAGGAAACGCCAACAAGGACUUGUUAGCGCUACACAACGGUGCAUGGCCUUUAGAAAGUGAAAAGGGAUCCCGAUCAUCAUCUUCGAAUUCAGAAGGUGGUCAAGAGAAGAUUGUGCGCGCUUUCGCAGAAGUGAUGAAAAACAUGGCAAGAAUGAAAGCUUGCGUACGACCGGCAAUGUGCAAGCCGUACGGCAAACAAUCCGAGGCUCUGCAAAAAACAUUGGUCGAUACCAUACAGCUUGUACAAUCAUUGAGAAGCUUCUUGCCGCCUCCACAUAUUCCAGUUUCGAGCUGGAAAAACGAAGAUAAACACCGAUUAGAUCACACCGGUACCCCUUACCUGUCAACGUUAAAGGCUAGCGGGAUGGAAGAAUUAUGCGAGCAGCGUAAGUUAGACUAACCGUCGUCUUCGCUUUACUCGCGACAGACCAAGUUUCGUCUUUUUGCGCUCUAUGAUGUUCUAGUCACAAGAUGUUUAUUAAUUAGCUGGGUGUUUCGUAUCUAAACAACCCGAUGGAUUGCUCAAAAAAGUUGUUGGCGUUUAGGACUUCAAAUACUAAGAGACAAAAUGAGUCAUGCGUGGACUGUGAUAAAAGUGGGUAGCGAGAAACAAAAAAAAGA